GGGAUUAAGAGAGAAGGUAUUUGUAGUGUGGGACCCAAUGGGGUUGAUGGCAAUGAAGAGGAAUUUGGCAAAGACAUUGAAGACGGCGUAAAAAGCGAAAACCCUGAGUCACCUGUAGUCGAACUGCUGAGAAGCUUCACGGUAUUCUUCUGGAACGACAACCACAACAACAACAGUAGCAUAAAUGAAUAG
Messenger RNA from Sphenostylis stenocarpa, 192 nucleotides. The record is from the annotation of a GenBank genome assembly. Lineage: Eukaryota; Viridiplantae; Streptophyta; Magnoliopsida; Fabales; Fabaceae.